GGCUCAACAGUCAGACGGGGUCGAGCCAAAUAUCGGCCGUUCUGGUCAGUCCGGAACUGGCGCGCGAAGUGCAAGGAAUCAUGAUGCGCUCCCUCGUGUUCCUGGCGCAGCUUUGGCUGUGCCGCAGUCAGACAUGCUGGGCUGGCUUUCCAGAUGGAAGGUCUUUCGUUCCUGGUAUGCUGGUGCUCCCGAUGGGCCAAGAUGAGUGCACCACCACCACAACAGGAACUAUGACAGCUACCACUAUGACAGUUACCACGUCUACAUCAUCAACAGCCACAGUCACCGCAACAAGUGUCACAGCAACCGCUACCACCACGACUAGCAUCACGGCCACAACUGUGACGACGACCAGCGUUACAGCGACCAGCGUGACAACAACCGCAACCACUGUCACAACAACCAGUGUUACAGCAACGACUGCGACAACAACCAGUGUUACAGCAACGACUGCGACGACGACCAGCGUGACAGCAACAACCGCGACGACGACCGCAACCACUGUCACAACAACCAGCGUUACAGCAACAACUGUGACGACGACCAGCGUGACAGCAACAACCGCGACGACGACCGCAACCACUGUCACAACGACUAGCGUUACAGCAACGACUGUGACGACGACCAGCGUGACAGCAACAACCGCGACGACGACCGCAACAACUGUGACAACAACCAGCGUGACGGCUACCAGCGUGACAGCAACCGUGACAACUCUCACAACGACCAGCGCUACUGCGACAGCCACAACAAAAACAGCAACGACCACCACAUCAGUGACAUCUACCGCGACUACUACAACGACACUUGUUUUGACGUGCGUCACACCCUUCGAGCAGAGUGCCGAUGGAGAGGAAUUCUCUCAGCUGAACCGAGCUGCCAGUUCAAGUUGCGACGGCUUGAGCCAGUCCUCAUUCUGCAGCAUGACGUUUGGUACAGGGAGUGCAGGGGCGUUGUCUGAAUGUGUGGUGGCCGGGAGUUAUCAGUGGUUCUGUCCGAAAAAUCUGGUCUCGCAACAGUUGUAUGCGGCAGAGGCGUACAUCCAAUGCCGUGCUUGCAGUGGCUCAUACGUCGACACGGAUGACAUGCUUGGAGAGUACAAAGGCAUGCUGACCUUCGGCCCGAACAUGAAGAACGGCUCCGUGGACGAGAGCUUCGUGGACGUUUACCUCGUUUAUCCCGUGGAUGAUUGUGGCCACAUCGAGAAGGGCGCUUCUCCGCUUGUGACAGUGGCCAAGAGCACGCCAAACGCUGAGUGCUGCGAGCACUCCAAGUACUCAGUGGAGCUGAACAUUACCAGCACUACUUUCACGAAGAUCGUGGUGGUGCCCGGCGCAACGACCGGUGGGGUAACAUCGCACCUUGAUGAUGGACUUGUGAUCGACCUGGUUGAUCUGACCACCACGUCAACCACCACCAACACGGUCACAGUUACCAUGACCACGUCCAUGACGACGACGAUGACGAUGUUCGACGACGGUGCCGCCCUUUCCGGCAGUACCCAAUUACGAUUUGCAUUUGGCUCCCUGAUGGCCCUGGCCCUGGUCCUGGCGUGAAAUCCGCUUUGAGUUCCUCCAUUUAAAGCAGUGGAGAGAACGCACAACGAAAAUUCCAGCCGCAGCCUUUGCUGGGACACAACCAAUUGUUGGGUUCGCGAUGAUUGCCUGAGUGUCGGAAGCAUUGUGCCUGCACACGUUUGUCUCACAUCCUCACCGCAAACUGCAUGCAGCUUACAUGAGAAAAGAAAACCGUGCAAACUGCGCAUUGGAAUCUGAGCACACGAUGCUUAGCGCCCAUUGCGCGAACUGGCUUGCGAACUCAAUAUCCUUUGCUCAUUCC
Messenger RNA from Effrenium voratum, 1839 nucleotides. NCBI's taxonomy places the organism in Eukaryota, Dinophyceae, Suessiales, Symbiodiniaceae. The record is from the annotation of a GenBank genome assembly.